Messenger RNA from Schistocerca cancellata (South American locust), 570 nucleotides. RefSeq names its product odorant receptor 67c-like. Lineage: Eukaryota; Metazoa; Arthropoda; Insecta; Orthoptera; Acrididae. The transcript has 4 exons. Gene Ontology annotation, cellular component: plasma membrane. Bases 26 to 415 code for a protein of 129 amino acids. Gene Ontology annotation, molecular function: odorant binding; olfactory receptor activity. The record is from RefSeq and is a predicted model, not a curated record. Gene Ontology annotation, biological process: sensory perception of smell; detection of chemical stimulus involved in sensory perception of smell.
CAUAGAGGACCUACACUGGACGUCUAUGCUCGUAAACUUCGUUCUACAACUCAUCAUACUGAGCUUCUCUGCUUUCGAGGCCACAGCAUCAGCAGACCUGGCGAGCCCUUUAAAAGGCACAAACUUAAUGACGUACCUCGUACUGGCCAUAUUCCAGCUGUUUCUGCUCUGUCGCUGCGGAGACAAGCUGAUGGAAGCUGAGGAGGCGGUGUCGCGCGCCGUCUACGAGUCCCAGUGGUUCGAGGCGCCGCAGAGCGCCAAGCGCAGCCUCGGCAUCAUCGUGAUGCGCUCCCGGCUGCCGCAGCGCGUCACCGUCGGCAAACUGGUCGGCCUCAACCUCGUCACCUUCAGCGAGACCCUCAGCCGGGCUUUCUCGUACUUCACAGUGCUGCGGCAGAUCCGGACGAGCAACUGAAACUGUGUCAGACGAGGAGAAAGGAAGAUAGCUGCAGGGCAGGAAUAAUCUCUUGCUUUAAGACUGUAAUCCGGCUGCUGAUAGAUGCCACUCACUUCGAUCACUGUCACAUAAAAGUAGGAUGUCCUGAAAAUAAACUCCGGCACGUCACUCAA